Messenger RNA from Raphanus sativus (radish), 1168 nucleotides. RefSeq lists its product as uncharacterized. The record is from RefSeq and is a predicted model, not a curated record. The coding region runs from base 57 to 944 and encodes 295 amino acids. The transcript is spliced from 2 exons. Lineage: Eukaryota; Viridiplantae; Streptophyta; Magnoliopsida; Brassicales; Brassicaceae.
ACAAUUCGCUUGUGAAUCAAAUCUUAGUAAUAACAUAGCUAGCUAGUAUCAAGAAAAUGGAUUUUUUCCACAAAGCUAAAUCCGUUAGGAUGCGUAACGUCCAUGAGAAGUAUCUAACGGCGGACGAGGACGAAGAGACGGUGACUCAAGACAGGAAUGGUUCCGACAAGAGAGCUCGAUGGACCGUCGAACCAGUUCGUGGUUCCUUUGAAGUGAUCCGUUUAAGGAGUUGUUACGGUAACUACCUCACCGCUUCGAACGAGCGGUUCUUGCUCGGUGCCACGGGACUUAAAGUGGUCCUGUCGAAACCUAGUCGGCUUAACGCGUCCGUCGAGUGGGAGCCGGUGAGAGAAGGAUCUAAAAUGAAGCUCAAGACUAGGCAUGGUAACUUUCUACGAGCCAAUGGUGGACUUCCUCCGUGGCGUAACUCAGUCACUCAUGACUCUCCUCAUACUUCGGACUCGUUCUUGUGGGAUGUUGAUAUCGUUGAGAUCUUGGUUGAAACGGCUACUCCAGCUCCAGCAGUGGCUACAACUCCUCCGCUACAUAGGAGGCCGUCGAGCCCCCCACCACAUAGGAGGCCAUCGAGUCCUUCUCCGCCACAUAGGAUCCCGUCAAAACCUCCGGUGUCUAGGAGUUCUUCAGAAACAUCCGAGGAAAAUUUGACUGAGUCGCCGCCGAAAUCUGAAGGAAGGAUCAUAUAUUACCACAUCGCAGACGAAGAGGGUCACGUGGAGGAUGAGUCGGCCGUUGGAUACGCUUUAACUUUCAAAGGAAACAGCGUGGAGAAGUUGACGCAGGCGCUGAAGGAAGAGACUAGCAUGGAUGAUGUUGUCGUGUGUACACGCAAUCCUUUAAACGGCAAGCUGUUUCCUCUUCGUUUGCAGCCUCCGCCAAAUAGCGGAACAAUGCAUGUCGUUCUCGUACCCUCAAAUACUUUUUAAAUGGCGUGCUAUGUGUGUUCUGCAAUAUUGGUCGAAGUGUUGAGAAAUAUGGUGUUGACCAAAAUGUAAACGAUUGGUCCCCCGUUCCAUUAGAUACGAGUAUGCAGAUAGGUCAUUACUGUGGGUGCUAAUCUUUCAUUUUUUUUGUUAUUUUGUAAACGAAUCACUUAAGUUUAGCCAUUUUAUAUGUGAACAUCCGCGAUAAUAAAAUGAUGUUAUUAUAA